UUUUCAAUAAGGUCACUCUGCCGCCAUCUUUUUUGUUUCACGGGAAAAAUUAAAAAUUUGUCCGGUAAAAGCAGUGUGCAUUAAAAAAAUUUGCGCCAGCCGCACGCUAGAAAAGCCAAACAACGACAACUGAAGAUAUCGCGACGGGGAGGCCGCGUUUAAAAAAUAAAGCAUUUUUAAUUAUACAAAUUUUUCAGCAAGAUGGGUGAAGUGAAGUCCGUGAAAGUAGACAACUGGGGCGUCUUCUUUCUGCAGAAGCUCCAAAAUUUCUUCAAUAAAACGGAUUAUUGCGAUUUAACACUACAAUUUCGUGACAAUUCACAGUUGAAAGUGCAUCGUCUUGUUUUAAGUGCUUGCACUGAUUAUUUUAAUGUGCUGGAGCAGACCUGCGACAUAGUUGACGACGCACUCAUAAUGCCGACCGAAUUUCAAGCUGAUGUUGUGGUGCCCAUUGUCAAUUUCAUGUAUACGGGCACACUCGAAUUUGAGCUUAAAAUGUAUGGCAAACUGUUGCGCACCGCCAAAGAGAUGAAUAUGACCGUGUUGCUGAAGUUACUGGAGGCCCAUCGACGCACCAUGGAGAACGUGAAUCGGCAGCAAAGACCACCCAGUCCGAAGGGUAUACGACGUCGUCCUAUGGUACCAAGUAGCAAUGCCACGGGCGCCCAGCAACGUGGUUCCAUAUCAACUCCCUCAAACCGCAUUGGUGCCAGUCCGGGCAACAGCAACACAGGACGUACGAAUGUGCAACAACCACGUGGUAUAAAUACCCCAGCAAUCCUGCGCUCCGGCGGCAUCAGCAAUCGCACACAAUAUGGCGAAACAACAUCUACGAGCACCUAUGUCAAGCAGGAACCCACUUCGCCAUUUGAACAGUUGCGCAAAGGUUAUAACAACAAUAAAAGACCAGCACAAACGAGCCUACUGUCACCGCCGUCAAAGAAACCCAGUUUGGAGGAGGUCAAAGAGUUUGCCGAACAGCAACGCAUGCGCAAACAGAUUGCCGCAGAGUAUGGUGACCAUGGCGACCCAGAAUAUGAUAACAUGAUGCUGUAUGAUGAUGUGCACACAGGUGACGAUGAUGACGAUGAUAUGCCUCCACAACCAUCGACAUCAAAACAACAACAACAGCAAACCCCGCAACAGUUCGGAGGAACGCAAACGCAAAUGGAGCACGGCACAACAACCAUCAUACUAAAGCAGGAUUCCCCUAGCCAAACGCCCACAAUUAUUGUAAAAGAUUCGUCUAACACCAAGUUGAAUCAUACUAAAAUAAUAGCUGAGGUUCUCCGCCAAUAUCCACAUAUUGUAAAGGGCCACAAGAAUAUAAAAUUGAAAAUAAUGCCCAACAGUCCGGUCGAAAAAACAGCUACCGCUGUUAAACGUGCCUCACCGGCACCAGUCGGAUCACCAGCCGGCCCCACAUCGCCACACAAGAAGCUGCAUGUGUCAUUUAAGCCAGACAAGCCUAUGAUAACUACACAGCAGCAGAAACCUACACAAAAAUUGACGACGACCCAGCCAACAGCAGUCGAAGCAACACUUCAGCCAAUAGCAUCUGCAACGGCGACCUCCACCACGACAACUGCUGCAUCGACAGGGCAAAAGCGACGCAUUGACAGUAAGACAAUGCAUACGUUAAUUGCACUGGGUGCUGAGAACACCACAGGACCUUGGCUGUGUCUGCGUUGUGGCGUUAAUGGACGGCCAAUAAGCAUUCCAUCGUAUCGUGGUUUCCGUCGCCAUUUGAUUAACACUCAUAAGGAGACAAUAGAUCCGGCGCUAUGUGAACAUUGUGGUUGGCGUUCGGCGAACAAUCGGGAAUUGCAUUUCCACAUGUACACCGAGCAUCAGAUCAAAUCACUGCUCUACAACUUUGCGGAGUGCGCGCUGUGCAACCAAACGUACUUGACCAAGAGUGAACUGGAGCAGCACAUCAACGAAGCGCACACGGAUGAGAAUAAGCAACAGUGCAUUUAUUGUAGCAAGGUGUUUGCGCAGGAGCUACAGCUGUAUAGGCAUAUGAAAAACUAUCACAAGGCACAGGCACUGGAGGAUGGCAUCAUUGAUGAAACCGAUGAAGAAUAUCUCGGCUCGCAAGACGAAGACGAACAGUUGGAGGAUGAAGAGCAGGAGGAGGAGGAAGUAGAUGAUCCAAUGCAGGACGAAAAGGUGCGCAUUUUAUCCGAUAUCAGCUUGCCAGCGACUAGUGCCAUUGUACAGCAACAGACCCGUGACGAGCCCGAUGAAGGGGCCGUAACAGAAGCGGAUACAGAGGAGGAGCAAAUUAUGCAGUCGCCAACCCCGGAGCAGGAAGUCAAGUUUGUCGGCGCCGAUGGCAAUGAAGUUGAGCUAACUGAAGAACAACGCAAGGAGAUAUUGUCACAGCUGAAUCAGCAACAGGCAGGCGCACCCAGCGGAGGUGUUGUCAUGGUGCUCAGUGAGCCAGAAGUGGAUGCGAAACAGGAAGGCGACGUGAAAUCAUUAACUGGCACAGAAGAGGAAUACGAUGACAGUCAAAUUUAUAGUGAACUAGCCGCCACCGGAUCCGUAGAGAGCAGUAGCAAAAAGAGUGAAGCCGCCGAUGAGAGCAAGGAGUCCAUUGAUAAUCUAGAAUGGGCCGAGAAUUUAAUAUCAAAACAUGACUUGGAAACAGAUCAGAACAGCAAAGAACCAAAGGCAGAAAAGGGCCGCGAUGACAUUAGUGAAAAGCUUAAAGAGCUGACGGGUGAAUGGACCGAAGAUGAGAAUGAGGAUGAGGACGACAUAGAUGACAAACCCGCGACCUCAGAGCUAGCAGCUGUUGUGCAGACGGAAAAGAACACGGAGAAGCAGGCGGCAUCAACAGUUGCUGAGGCAGCCGAAGAAGCAACUGAAGAACCAGAGCCGGAAGAUGAUAUUGACUUGGCGCUGGAAAGCUUACAUAAGGGUGAUGGCGAAGAGACAGAGACCAUUGCUAAAGAGACGGCACCUACCAACACCAGCAGCACAACUGAAAUAAGUCAGGAUGAGCCAGAUGCAGCGGCAGAAAUAGUAGCAGAUGAUUUGCAAAAGUCUAUUAAAGAUGAAGACGACGUUAAGAAAGAACGUGAAACUGAGGAGGAAUUCAUUAAGGAGGAUGCGCCAACAACAAUCGAAGCUGUUGCCGAAGGCGAAAGUGCGGACAUCAAUAAUGAAAUUGCUGCAGAGAAUUCUGCUGAUGCAGUUGUCUCCACUGGAGUCGAUGACGUAAAUUUGGAAACAGAAAAUAUUCGGAAAGUGUUGAUUGAUGAAUUAAUUGCUGAGGCGAAAACGCCUGAUGCCGAUGCCGAUGUCGAUGUCGAUGCAGUGACUGGCGAACAGCCAGAACUGACAGAAGUGUCGCCUACUCAGCUACCUGAAGUAGAUGGAUCAGAGACGCAACAAGCUGAUGCGACCAAAGCUAUUGAGGCUGUAGAGGAAUCAAUAGAAAAUAAUAAUGAGAAAAGAGCUGAAGAAACAACAGCAGUGGAUGAAGCAUCUGCUGCAACCGAUGAGAAACCAAACACCAGCGAUGCUGUUGAAGUCGAUGGUAAAGCAGAGCCACUGACAGCAGGUACACAAGAGAAAUUGAAGAGUCUCAUGAAUGAGUGGGUAGACGAUGAUGAUGAUGAUAAUGAAGAUGAGAAUGGGGUUACGGCUGCGGCGAAAGAGCAACUCUAAUUAUUAGAUUUAUUUAUGUUUUAAGUUCGUUUUCAAAUGCCAGUGCUACAAUACGAACAACUGAAUAAAUGGAUUCAGCAUGGAAA
Molecule: messenger RNA, 3767 nt
Organism: Drosophila hydei
Lineage: Eukaryota; Metazoa; Arthropoda; Insecta; Diptera; Drosophilidae
Gene: Cp190
Product: centrosome-associated zinc finger protein CP190
Exons: 5
Coding region: 202-3681 (1159 amino acids)
Biological process (GO): regulation of transcription by RNA polymerase II
Cellular component (GO): nucleus
Molecular function (GO): DNA-binding transcription factor activity, RNA polymerase II-specific; protein binding; RNA polymerase II cis-regulatory region sequence-specific DNA binding
Source: RefSeq, a predicted model, not a curated record